Ogataea polymorpha is the source of this 690-nucleotide messenger RNA. RefSeq lists its product as uncharacterized. Lineage: Eukaryota; Fungi; Ascomycota; Pichiomycetes; Pichiales; Pichiaceae. The transcript has a single exon. The coding region runs from base 1 to 690 and encodes 229 amino acids. The record is from RefSeq and is a predicted model, not a curated record.
AUGGGAUUAUUCGAUCAAGUCAAAGAGAAAUUGGGCGACGAGAACUUCAGAAACGAGGUCAAGGAGAAGGCUACCAGCGCCUACAACAGCUACAAAAACAAGAAAAGCAACGAUUCGAGCGAUUCUUAUGGAUCGGGAAGAGACAACAGCUACGGGUCUUCUGGAAGGGACAAUGAUAACUACAAAUCCGGAAGAGACAACGACAGCUCGAACUCGUACGGAUCUAGCUCGAACUCGUACGGCUCUGGCAGAGAUAACUCUGAUUCCUACGGAUCUGGCAGAGAUGAUUCCUACGGCUCUGGCAGAAAUAACUCUGACUCCUACGGCUCUGGCAGAGAUAACUCCGAUUUCUACGGAUCUGGCAGAAAUAACUCUGAUUCUUACGGCUCUGGCAGAAAUAACUCUGAUUCUUACGGCUCUGGCAGACAUAACUCUGAUUCUUACGGCUCUGGCAGAGAUGAUUCCUACGGCUCUGGCAGAGAUAACUCCGAUUUCUUCGGCUCUGGCAGAGAUAACUCUGAUUCCUACGGCUCCGGCAAUUCAAACUCGUUCGGAUCUAACAGAAACGACUCCUACGGUUCUGGCAGAGACAAUUCCGACUCGUACGGAUCCAACAACGACUUUGCUGGCAGAGGCUCCGACUCGUACGGCUCUGGCAGAGACUCUUAUGGUUCUAGAAACGACUACUAA